AUGAAAUAAAGCCGUGGUGAUGUUGUAACAUAAAGAUGCAAUUAUGACUUUAAUUUUUGGUCAAUUAGUCAUUGGCCCACCUGGGAGUGGGAAAACUACAUACUGUCAUGCUAUGGCAAAAUUUUUGGAGAAACUGGGUAGAAAAGUAGCUGUUAUUAAUAUAGAUCCAGCAAAUGAAAACAUGGAAUAUAAACCAACAGUUGAUAUAUCCGAAUUAAUAAAACACGAAGAAGUAAUGUCACAUUAUAGACUUGGACCAAAUGGAGCUCUUGUUUAUUGCAUGGAAUUCUUAGAAGCUAAUAUAAAAUGGCUAAUUACAAAAGUUUUAAAUUUAAAAGAUUAUUAUAUCAUUAUUGACUGUCCAGGGCAGGUUGAGUUAUAUACACAUCACAACUCAAUUAGUGUAAUUGCUGAAAAAUUAGGACAAAAUUUAGUCAGGCUAUGCAGUGUGCAUCUUGUAGAUUCUCACCAUUGUAGUGAUGCUGGUAAAUAUUUAUCAUCCAUAAUUCUUUGUACAACAACCAUGUUAAAGCUAGGUUUACCUCAUGUUAACGUUAUGACAAAGUUUGACGAAAUGAAAAAGUUUAGUCAUUGUCUAGAUUUCAAUGUAGAUUUUUAUACUGAAGUACUUGAUCUAAACUAUUUAUUGGAUAAAUUGGAUGAAAACCCAUUUACAUCAAAAUACAAAAAACUAAAUGCAGCUUUUGUGUCACUGAUAGAAGAUUACAGUCUUGUCAGUUUUAUACCACUGGAUGUUUCUAAUCAAGCACUGUUACUGCAAGUAAAAAAUGUAGUAGAUAAGGCUAAUGGUUAUAUCUUUGGUGGAAACGAACCUCAAGAUGUUCAAACCCUACUUGCGUGUGCUGUUGGAGCAGUAAAUGAAACUGAAAAACUGUCUACAAUAGAUUCAUAUUUCGAAUAAAGAUCUGUUUUGUAAAAA
Messenger RNA from Dufourea novaeangliae, 940 nucleotides. RefSeq names its product GPN-loop GTPase 2. The transcript is spliced from 5 exons. Gene Ontology annotation, cellular component: cytoplasm. The record is from RefSeq and is a predicted model, not a curated record. Lineage: Eukaryota; Metazoa; Arthropoda; Insecta; Hymenoptera; Halictidae. The coding region runs from base 44 to 922 and encodes 292 amino acids. Gene Ontology annotation, molecular function: GTPase activity.